GCAAAAAACCUUUAAUAAAAAUUUUAAAAUUGCCAUUAUGAAUCAACCUGCAAAUCAAGCGAUUGGAGUUCAACCUUUGGCGCCUCAAAACGUAAAUUCAUCCUUCGAUGAUCUUACUGCCGAACAAAAAUAUGAAAUUUUAACCAAAGGUGCGGGUCUGUUUUCCAGUAGUGCUGGAGCACAAGAAACAGAAAAUCAGACAGUUCAAUUCUCGGAUGUUAUUAUUUCA
This is a messenger RNA of Racocetra persica, 229 nucleotides long. The record is from the annotation of a GenBank genome assembly. Lineage: Eukaryota; Fungi; Glomeromycota; Glomeromycetes; Diversisporales; Gigasporaceae.